CUUUGCUUCGCUAGUGACACAUCAAACUGUCGUACUUGUGUUGGGUUUCCCUUAUUUUUAUUCGACAUCAACAACGGAAGAGUUGAGACAUCCUGGAAAGCACAGCUCCCCUCGCCUGCUUUGUGUACUACUGAACAUUGUGAUGAUGUCAUUAUUUCGAUUGACCGCGAUUGAAAUACGGACAACCAAACAAAUGCAUGUGCGGUUAUGUGGAGGCUGAAAUGUGACGCAGCAAGCCUUGUCGCCGGCCGAGAUGCAGGCGGUGCUCAAGCGGCCGCGUGGCGGAUUCCUGUUGAGGGCGAGCGGCAUCACGAGCAGCUAUUCGCUCGGCAGUUCACGGCCAUUUUUACGCGGCUUUGACAGCAGACAAGAAAGGUUGCUUUCUGCGUCUUGUUUUUCUGGGUCAUGCGAGAAGCCCAGGAGGCAUGACGUGGCACACCCUGGAGAACGGUACCACUACACAAACGAACGCUGUCUUGUGCUCGAGGAGACGAUCUUGUGGUUUAUAGAUAUGGUCACGAAAGAGGCGCCAGGGGUUUUCGAGUUCAAGAGACUGCCGCGUUACGCGCGAUGCACGUUGUUGUAUCGCCAGCGCCAACGGAAGCAAGAAGCGGUGGACGCACAAUUAGCGUCCGCCACCAGCACUGUCGUCGCAGGUGGUAUUUCUUCUUCUGGACUGGAGCGAUCGAGUACGCACCCUUUCGCCACGGAGCGGAGGGAAAGUUGCAAUGAAAAUGAUGGUUCCUGGUCAGCGUUGUCAGUGAAAAGCUCGAGAGUGCGGCACGGGAAAACGGGAAGCUUCUUCUUCUACUUCCGCGCAAAUGACCCAGAUGUCGGGAUGGUCUUCGCCUGCCAUCCGCAGGGGAAGAUAUUGGUUUGCGCUCCCAGCGAAGUCCGGCUCCGUGGUCCCAGCAAGCACGUUUCUCACAGGUAUUGGGUGGCGCAGAAAGACAUUCCGCGCGCUGUCCAUCAACUAGCGGUGUCCGCGCCUACGAGGAGUCAGCUAGAUACUUCCAUCGCCGAAACUCUGGAACGCGUGAGGAAGGAACUUCCUCGUAAGUCUUUGAGCGAGUGGUGCGAGGCGCAGCUUUCUGGUUAUCAUUAUCGUACUCACUACUCGCGUCUGCAGAACUUGGUUUAUACGCUUUACGGGCCUGCGGGUGUUUCCUUUGAGGAGGCCGGCGAGUUUGGCUCUGUCUACAAUAUGACGGUAGACGGGCUUCGCUGCAUUCACCGCUCCGGACGGUUGCUCCCGCGGGGCAGCAGAGUCAACGCGCAUCGAAACUUGAUCUCGACGAGCGGGAGUCGUAUCGAAGUGCCAUUCGACAUCGCGGACGAGUUCGAUUGCUUUGUUGCAAUCAUUUACGAUGGAGAGGAGCCUACGCAAAUGCGUAUGAGGGGUGCAUAUUUUCUCUCGAAAUAUUUCUUGCUUGACGGGGGUCGUUUGUCGAUCGGUAGGGUCGGAGGCCGUACGGGGAUGACACUGAGGCUUCCUGAUGUGUCCGUCAGGGAAAGUGUACUCGUCAAAAAUGCUGUCAGCUGUAAGAAGUCACAAAGCCGCAAGCUCCUUUCUGACCGCGCGGCGACGUACUUUCUCGACUUGCGUGCUGGGCAUAUUGCUAGUAGCGUCAACGCAGUCAAGGACCUCUUGGAGAGAGUGCGCUUGGAAAACUUAAAACUUGAAGGAGCCAGAACAAAUUUUCCGUAAGAGUGAACUUUCUGUGAAGGGCAACCGAAUGAUAUUUCCUUUUGGGAAAAAGUUACGCUUAAGAGAGAUUGCAACGAGCGACGAGGUAGAAAGAAACUGUAAGUUGUAUCCUCACCAAUUCAUCGCUUCUCUUUCAAAAUGGCAGAAGCACACUCGUAUCUACA
This is a messenger RNA of Amoebophrya sp. A25, 1872 nucleotides long. NCBI's taxonomy places the organism in Eukaryota, Dinophyceae, Syndiniales, Amoebophryaceae. The record is from the annotation of a GenBank genome assembly.